GACUUGCCGUGGCAGAGUUGUUGUGGUUUGCACUAUCAGGAAGAAGGGAGAUGGCUUGUUAGCUAGUCUGACUAUAAUUUCACUUGUAUAUACAACAGGAGGCUAUUUUGUUUCACUGUUUAUCACUCGCAUUAGAGGCGAUGUAGUUACAUUUAUUGCGCACAGCUGAGGUUGGUGCUAGCUAGCUGCAGUUGCACUCUAUUCCUUUCACAUGAAGCUGUAGCUAGGCAGCUAAGCUAGCUACUGCAACCAGUUGCAGCAUGAAUCAAAGGAUAAUGAGGCAUUGUGUUCUCCAUGGGCCCUGUGGAUAAUGUCGCUGAUCCUCUUCGCCUUCGUGGUUCGGGUCAGGGAUGGACUCCCCCUGUCAGCCUCCACUGACUUUGAACACAACCGAGAGCUCCAGGAGAGGAAGCAGCAGCUCAGGAAGAUCAGCAAGGCCCUGGGUCUGCUCCCUGACAGAGGCACUGUCAAGGGCCACGACCUCAACAUAUACUUCGUUUCUUCAGAGGGCGUAUCCUACAUGACUGUGUGCCACUGCAGCCUCCCUGUUGCUACAGCCUUCUGCUUCCUGGAAGAUCUGCGUUGGGAGUUCACAGCAUGCUUCAAUAGCACUGUGGUUGCCUUGGCAGCCAGGCCGUAUCCAUUUUUGGAAUUUGAUAGCACCAUUCAGAAGCUGAAGCAGCACUACAACCAGAGUGGUGGUCCGGCCCUGCAGGUCACACUGGCAGAGGUGCAGGAGGAUCUCAAGCUCCACCCCCCACAAGUCAUUACGUUAGACGAGGUGGAGCUGAGCAACGGGACAGCUAAUGGGCAUAUGGAGCAAGCUGCUGGAUCUGGUCAGAAUGUGAGGCUCGAACCAGUGACUGCUCCAGGCAUCCUCUCCCUGGUCCUUAACAUCAUGUGUGCAUCUUUGAACCUUAUCCGGGGCGUCCACCUCAUAGAGUAUACAUUUCAGGAUGACUAUGAAGGAAUAUGGAAUGUCGUGGCGUUUCUCCUGGCAUUUGUUUGCUGUGUGUUUCAGUGUCACCUGUACCUGUUCCAUUCAUCUUGGAAGAAACAGAAGUCCCUCACUCUGCUGAGUGUUAUUAUCCUAUGCAACUUCUAUCUGUUUGGCAUGAGAAACAUGUGGCAGCUGCUCUUCCACAUGUCCGUUGCCUCCUUCUCUACGGUCCUCAUCCUCACUCGCAAACUCCAGCACAGAACUAUUGACUGUGGGGUCUGACGGACAGAGGACAGUUGAGUUUGUUGCACCACUUCCAGCUCUUCGUCAGCUUGACCCUCCAGUUUUUGGUGCAGGUAAGGAUGACAGGGAGGCGGUUGACCUGGCUCACAAGAUGAAGAUGCCCGGGGAAUUUUUUAAAGACACAUUCAUGAAUUUUGUGUCAUCAUAUAGGACUUAAACAAUUCUGAGUUAAUAUUUUAUGAUAUACAGUAAGUAGUUGCACUAUUUGUACAUUGUUUCCACAAAGAGGGCAGGACAAACUGCAGCUCUGGUUGCCUCAGAGCCCUCAAAAAUAUUGGAUGAAUAAAAUAGUGCUACAAAUAAAUAUUGAUAAAGAGGUUUAGGAUUAUGGUAAAGGGAACUGGUCAGUCAGGGUAUUAUUUAAGCUAUGUCAUUCUUGAUUGAUUUCUGCAGGUUGAUUUCUGGGGAAAAUUAAAAGGUUCACCGUCCAAUCCAAAAACAUUUUUUUAAACAGCUGAUUUUUUUUUCUCACCAGAGCUUUUCAAAUAGAAAAGUUGAUUAUUCUUAAUAUUUAAUAUUUAAGAUGUAUUGCUCCUCACAUUUAGCUCAGUAUUAUUUUUUUCUAUCACAGGCCAUUGAUUAUCUUUGCAUAAUCAGAGGAUCAGAGUUUACAUUGCUAGGUGAGCUAUCACAAUUGUAACAUUAUACCUAAUUAUACCCUUGAAAGCAGGUAUACAGUCCUGAUUAGCAAAUAAUCAGGCAGAUCAUCUCUUCCUGAGAGAAGUGUGAUUCUUAAACGUUUUUUAUGCAGCAUCGCUCAAAGCAGCUGGAUCAAAUGAAACAGUCAACCAAAGCCGACCACGCAGCUAUUGUUACAGCCUACCGUUUGUUAAAUUACUUGCUAAUUAGGCUAGACGAUUCAAACCUAAUGCAAAGAUGGAACUGUAAAGUGGUGAGGUGUUUCAUGCCUUACUGUGUGACAAUGCAAAUAUAGUGGAUCUCCUUAAUUUGUUAAAUUGUACCGUCUUAUAGAUAGAUAUACCAGCAAGUGCUCUACUACUUUUUGCUAAUGCUCAAAUCAAAGGGCUCUGCGAUUUAAUGACCUCAUAGAAAAUUCAUUCUAUACAGAGAGAAGGACAAGGAUUAGUCUCAUGUUCAUGACAUGGAAGGCAUAAUGUUUGAUAUUGUCUCCGUAUCAUAUUUUCAACACUGUUUAAAAAAAAAAAAAAAAUAGCAGAAUCAGAGCAGCUCCAAUUAUAAGCUCUUUUUGUACAAUGAAAGCAGACCUGCGUAUUGUAAUUAGUCUGUCUCAACUGUUUCUACUCAUGCUGCACUUUCUUAGAGUUACAAUGAAAUGGCAUUUUAACAGCCUGUUGCUUUCUCAAUUUGAUGUAUUUCCUACUGGAGCAGGUUGUUGGGAGCGGGGCUUGACACACAGACACAUCUUUCAAAGGUGUAAACCCUUGGGAGAUCAGUUAUUUGACGGGAGGGACAUAACUGUUAAAAAAUUUAAUGUUUUUACUUGUUGAAAUUUUUGCUGAUGCCUACUGGCUGAGCAUUAAGUCAGCACUGAAGGUACGCUGUUUUCCACAAUUUUGAAGUAAUGGGAUUUUUAAAAAAGUAAAUUCCUCUGACAUUUAUUGUUGAGUAGCCGAAUAUUCUGACAUGGAUAAUGAGCUAACAGGCCGAAAAAGUCAUUUUUAAUUUCAUUGUGACUUUAAAGAGUAUGCUGCGAGUAUGGACGCACUGAAUUUAAAGUGUCUGAAAUACUAAAUUUAUUGAACAAAUGAUGACGGCUCUGCACUACUUUUCAUUUAUUUAUGGUUGUAUUAUUAAGGGUGUGGCAAUUGUUAUUCAAUGUGUUACAUAUCAGAUUCAGCUAAAGUGAUUUUUAUACCCUUGUUAGAACUGAUUGAUUGAUUAACUGUAUUGUUUAGAUGGUUGAUUUUUUUUUUUUCCCCCAUGCACUCUUGUCUUUUUUUAAGAUAGCGCUCCCUAGCUAUAGUUCUCAGAUGGGUAUAAUUACAAUAUAGAACUUAAGUAUAAUAGUGCUGCUACUAAAUAGCUUUGGUAUAUAUAAAUCCUUAAUUUAUUUUUUGUUGCUAAUUUUUUAGAAAUAUUUUCCAUAGUUAGCUGCCUCCUUUUCAGCCCUUAACCUUUCAUGUAGUCCAAAUAAUGCACUCGAAGCCCAGUAACCGAAGGACUUAAAUCCUAGUUAGUAGUGGAGCUUCAUGUCACAGAGACAGCACUGUGGCUGCAGUGGACCUGUGUGAAGUCUAUCCUUUCGGUGUAACUAUUCCCUAAUUUUAUCUAUGAAGUAAAGGGAAAUUUUUAAAGGACGGGAGGGCAUUGCAUUUUUGUCAGACAAUCCAUAUGCAGCCCAGUAUUAGGCGUGUCCUUCACUAUACUGUAUCAGUAGUUUAGAAGUGCCGUUUUCUGCUCGUAGUUUACAGUGGGUGCGGGUUAUUGUGUUUCCCUUUUCAGUCAAAUAUCAGUGGACAAGUGCAGUGGCGAUACAGAGUUUGUCAAGUCCCUCCCUGUUUUUUGUCACCAUGUUAAUGCUUACAGACAAUUAUGUGAUCUUGCAAAUGAUUAAAAAGAGCACUGAAUGUUUAUGUAUGCAACCAAUAAAUAAUCAAAAAAUGUGGUGCACCUCUAGACAACUUAACAAAACCCUCGUUGUCAUCGAGCAAACCUUACACGCCACAUUCCACCACAGGAGUGAGUGGUCAUCACCAUAAAGGAGCUUUGUCUUGAGCGGGGUCACUUUACAUUUUGUUAUUUGUUGUGCUGCAUGAGCUUUUGUCUAUAUUAGGACUUCAGUGAUGCUGUUAAUGUUUUUGAUACAAAGGGGUUUGACCAACUCACCAUUGCCACUAUAGACUACAAGAAGUGCAUAUAAUCAUGUUGACCAAAUGAAUUGUAACGCAUUGUUGCCAUAGAUGUUCCAGAUCUAUAACUAAAUGUGCAGGCGACGUUAACAGACUCCUGAUGAAUUUGAUUAGAUUGUACCUGCAGACUGCAAUACUAAAUGGAAAUGAAGGAUGAUUGUGUGUUGAUUAUGAAUACAUUGUAUGAACUACACAGCAGAAGUGCACUGUUUAAUAGGAACGUGGCAGCCAUGUCUUAAUUAUUUUUCACGUAUUUACAAAAGCUUGAAUUGAGUACAGUUCAAACACUCUGCAAGUCAUUCAGGUUCAGAAAGGCAACCUGAAGUCGGCUUCUCUGUUGUGUGUUUCUUGGGCUGUUUGAUCUUCCUCUUGAAUACAAAGCCCAGUCAAAUGAAGGAUCUAAUUUGUUUGUAAUUAAAUUCUGUCACAUGAGGUCGAUACAGUGGUUUUCUUGGCUCCAGCUCGUUCAUAAUGAUGGCAAAUAGCAUAACAAUGUCAUUGAUUGUAACUGCCAAAUACACAGAUGAUUGCAGGGCUUUAUGUUUUGUUGGUGGGUUUUUUUUCUGCAGUUGUGAAACUGACAUUUCAUUAAAAAAACAGUGUCUUUUUUUCA
This is a messenger RNA of Myripristis murdjan (pinecone soldierfish), 4687 nucleotides long. RefSeq names its product SEC22 homolog C, vesicle trafficking protein (gene sec22c). Gene Ontology annotation, biological process: endoplasmic reticulum to Golgi vesicle-mediated transport. The record is from RefSeq and is a predicted model, not a curated record. NCBI's taxonomy places the organism in Eukaryota, Metazoa, Chordata, Actinopteri, Holocentriformes, Holocentridae. The transcript is spliced from 7 exons. The coding region runs from base 311 to 1222 and encodes 303 amino acids.